Messenger RNA from Argentina anserina (silverweed cinquefoil), 971 nucleotides. RefSeq names its product histidine-containing phosphotransfer protein 1-like. The record is from RefSeq and is a predicted model, not a curated record. The transcript is spliced from 6 exons. Gene Ontology annotation, cellular component: nucleus; cytoplasm. NCBI's taxonomy places the organism in Eukaryota, Viridiplantae, Streptophyta, Magnoliopsida, Rosales, Rosaceae. Gene Ontology annotation, biological process: phosphorelay signal transduction system; phosphorylation; cytokinin-activated signaling pathway. The coding region runs from base 228 to 692 and encodes 154 amino acids. Gene Ontology annotation, molecular function: histidine phosphotransfer kinase activity; protein histidine kinase binding.
AGUAUACAACUAGUACUAGACAGUGUUAGACAUACCCAAAAGCAAAGCUUGGAUUUUCUUUGCAUUCAAUUCACCAAAUCCUUUUCAGGGUGGUUUUCAAGCAUUUAUACUCAUAUUCAUUGUUUUGGUGCAAUAAUUCCUCCUCAAGAUCUGUAAUUUUGGUUCAAAGGCACAAGCUUUUUGCUGCUGCUGGGUCUGUCUGUGUAGGGAGGAACACAACCAGAAACAUGGAGGUGGGUCAGAUGCAGAGACAGUGGGUUGACUACACCAAGUCCUUGUUUCUCGAGGGGCUUUUGGAUGGGCAGUUUUUGCAGCUUCAACAGCUUCAAGAUGAGAGCAAUCCAGAUUUUGUUGUGGAAGUUGUGUCUCUUUUCUUUGAUGAUUCUGAGAAGCUUCUCAAUGAUAUCACCAGAGCUCUGGAGCAGACAAGUGUGGACUUCAAGAAAAUUGGUGCCCAUGUUCACCAGUUCAAGGGUAGCAGCUCCAGUGUUGGAGCACAAAGAGUUAAAAAUGGCUGCGUUACCUUCCGCAACUUAUGUGAAGAACAGAACAUUGAAGGGUGCAUCAGAUGUCUUCAACAAUUAAAGCAAGAGUACUACCUUGUGAAGAACAAGCUUGAAACUCUCUUCGCAAUGGAGCAACAAAUUGUGGCUGCUGGUGGGUCAAUUCCUAUGUUGGAAUUAAAUUUCUAAGGCUACAAUUUGUGAGAGGAAAACAAGAAAGUCGGGGGGUUGUAGAGAUUCUCUUCAUGGUUAGUGUAUAAGACCUCUCUAAAUUGAUUGAAAGUUCUCUUUCACUGAUGAAUUAUGCUUGUAUGAAUUUUGUUGAAAGGAGUUUUCUGUCUGCUACAACUUCGUAAUGAACCUUCAAGGCUUUAAUAAGCUUGUUACCUUUGUAACUUAUGCUUCUUUUCUUACUUUGCUAAAUUUUUUACUAGAAUAUCAUGCAUUGGAAAUCUUUUUCUAACUGCU